Molecule: messenger RNA, 2381 nt
Organism: Parus major (Great Tit)
Lineage: Eukaryota; Metazoa; Chordata; Aves; Passeriformes; Paridae
Gene: HPRT1
Product: hypoxanthine phosphoribosyltransferase 1
Exons: 9
Coding region: 82-738 (218 amino acids)
Biological process (GO): guanine salvage; purine ribonucleoside salvage; GMP salvage
Molecular function (GO): magnesium ion binding; hypoxanthine phosphoribosyltransferase activity
Source: RefSeq, a predicted model, not a curated record
CCGCCGUCGUUCCUGUCGCUUCCAGCGCCCGCUCCCGCCGCUCCGAGCCGCCCGCAGCCGCCGCCGGCGGGGCCGCGCUCCAUGGCGACCCCCAGCCCCUGCAUCGUGAUUGGCGAUGAUGAACAAGGUUACGACCUGGAUUUGUUCUGCAUACCUAAACAUUAUGCAGAUGAUUUGGAAAAAGUCUAUAUUCCUCAUGGGCUCAUCAUGGACAGGACGGAGAGACUGGCACGAGAAAUUAUGAAGGGCAUGGGAGGACACCACAUUGUGGCACUCUGUGUACUCAAGGGUGGCUAUAAAUUUUUUGCUGAUUUAUUAGACUACAUCAAAGCCCUGAACAGAAACAGUGACAAAUCAAUCCCCAUGACAGUCGACUUCAUUAGGUUGAAGAGUUAUUGUAAUGAUCAGUCAACUGGAGAUAUCAAAGUCAUUGGGGGAGAUGACCUCUCAACCUUGACUGGAAAGAAUGUUUUGAUCGUGGAAGAUAUAAUUGAUACUGGUAAAACAAUGAAAACGUUGCUGUCUCUACUUAAACAGUACAAUCCAAAGAUGGUGAAAGUAGCCAGCUUGUUGGUGAAAAGAACUCCUCGAAGUGUGGGAUAUAGGCCAGACUUUGUUGGAUUUGAAGUGCCAGACAAAUUUGUUGUGGGAUACGCCCUAGAUUACAAUGAAUACUUCAGAGAUUUGAACCAUAUCUGUGUGAUCAGCGAGACGGGGAAGCAGAAGUACAAAGCAUGAAAGCAGAGCUCAAGUGACAACAGAGCUUUGAAAUGUUUUGUUUACUGAGUCCUAUCUUUCACAGGCUUCAGCUCUGGUACACCAGCUACACUUUAGAAUACCCCAGCCCCAUUGCCAUAUGCUUACUGUAAUUUAUUGCAUGUACAAUAUAAGAGCUCGUCUUGUUCAUUUAUAUUUUAGAAAUGUAAACAAUUAGUGCAGUUCUGCACUCCUUAUUUUGAUUUGCACUAUGACUCUACCGACUAUCGCUGCCCCUGGUUGGGUUGUGCUGUUUGUGAGCUCCAGAGUCUAACUCUUGCAGUGGUAAAUUGCUUAAACCUCAUCAACCCAGAACUGAAAUAGUUCAAGUACUGUAAAUGUAAAACAUUUUAUGAUAGGGAAGUCUAUUAGUAAUAUUUUUAAAAUCUGUAAUUUAAGUUUUAUAUUUUAAUGCACAGAUGUGAUUGUGAUUAAUGGAUAGUUGCACCUUUGGGUGUUAUAAAGCAUGAGGAGCAGCCAGUUACAGUAUCUGUAAUCUCCAGGGGGCUCAUCCAAAUCUCCUGGAGUUGCCUUAUUGCUGUAAAGGAAGUCUGGGUGAAAAGUGUGUUUUUCUUCUUUCUUUUUUUUUAAAGAUGGAAUGACAAAACAGAAUGUUUAAAAUCUAAUUUUAGUUGAGCUGCCUAUUUCUGUUAGAUUUUAUUUCUUUAAAAAUAUCCAUCAGUCUGUGGAAUUGCCUUUUGAAUUUAGACAAUUUUAAUAUAUUUGUGGAGAAAAAAAGUAUUGUAAUGUUUACUUUAUAAGAUCUACAAGGCAAAGUACUUUAAAUAAAGGCUGUCUCUUUAAAAUAAGCCCCAAACAGCUAUCCCACUCAUUCUGUAUAUUAAAGUGCUCUUGAAAUUUUCUUCUCAAUAAUAUUUUUUGUAACUGCUUGUGACAGUGAAGGCAGACUCUACAUUUGUUACCUUUGUAGAGCUUUUGGUUAAUGCAAUCCUGUCUAAGAGACAGAUGAUUAAAGUGCUAUGGGAAGAUCCUGAAACAAUUGCAUCUUCUCUAACCAAACCAGAUUCCAGAGAGAACAGUUGAAGCAACAGUCCUUUGUUCUGUCUUGGCAAAAAUGAAGUGUAGAGGUUCUAUGUCCAUGAAACAUAUCCAUAUCCAUGUGGGAAAAACCCACAAAAAACACAUUUUGUAAGUAAUUGUUUUGGUUUGUUUCGUUAGCACUUCUUUUCAUGUGGAGUCCAGUUCUGAACAUGGCAGCCCAGCUCACACCUGUGUUUGUGCUGUGCUUUUUGGUUCUUGUACUUCUGCAUGUCGAUUCUCCCACCACAUCCUCGGAUUUAAUGCUGCUCAGUGCCUAAUACACAAUGGAGUUUUUGAAAGAUUCUGUUUUGAAUGAUUUUUCUGUGGUUUUGAAGUUUGAGUCUGUAUUUUUCCAAGAACUGUACACUACUGUCCAUCCAUGGCUUGCUCAGUUACAGCUGACCUAGUAUUAAUGAUGGUAAUAGCAGACCUAAAAUAUGAAUUCACACAAUGUAAUUCACAUCACAUGACCACAUUUCUGGGACAUCUGUUUGUAAAUUGGAAUUCUCUUUAACAAAUAUUAGAAUGCUGAUCAUUAUUAUACUGCAGGCUUUUCUUCCAAUGCACUACAAAGUCUGAUUGUA